AUGACAUUACCAAAGCUAGAAUUGAUAGCUGCAGUAAUAGGAGCUCGAAUGGCUCAAAACCUCAUGAAAACCCUAAAACCACAACGCACAGUACUAUGGAGUGACAGUCAGAUCGUUCUGCACUGGAUUUCGUCUUUAAAAUCAUUUGGAAGAUUUGUUCAGAAUCGUGUGAUAGAAAUUAAAGAAUCGACACAAAAUUACGACUGGAAAUACGUACCAACAGACUCAAAUCCAGCCGACCUUCAAACUAGAGGAAUAUCAUCAACGCAAUUCAAAGAAUCGACUUUGUGGAUGCAAGGACCGUCAUGGAUAUCAGAUGAGAACAGUUGGCCUACAUGGACCCCACAAGUUAAACAAGAGACUCUUUUGUUAACGACAACAGAUGACAGCGAAAAGACAAAACCGUGUGAAUUAAGUGGAAUUUCGAAAAUAAUUGAUCUAUCGAGAUUCUCGUCAUUAAAGAAGUUACUACGAGUUACAUGCUACGUGUUUAAAUUUGUGAAUAUAUGUAAAAGUAAGCGACCGUAUAACUUAAGGAAAUAUGCUAGACACGGAAAAGAUAUUACGAAAGAUGAAAUCGACCGCGCAACUCAUACAUGGAUUACAGAUGUUCAAAAUGAAAAAUUCAGAAAUGAAAAGCAGCAACUCGCAAACCCGUCACAUGACAAGAAUCUACCGUUAGUAAGACAACUGCGCUUGUUCAUAGAUACAGAAGGUGUCAUUCGAUGCGCCGGGCGCAUACACAAUUCACAGUUAGACGACUCCGCGAAGUUUCCCGUGUUAUUACCCAAGAAAAAUCUAUUUACGGACUUAGUUAUAUUGAACGCGCACCUGCAGAUGUUGCAUUCUGGUGCUGGACAGACAAUUACGCAAAUCCGCCAAUCAUAUUGGAUACCUUCCAUUAGACAAUGCGUUAACCACAUCGUACAGAAAUGUGUAAAGUGCCGAAAAGUGACCGGAAAAGCAUUUCCACAGCAAAUUUCGCCUCCGCUACCUAAGGAUAGAGUCACCGAUAUGAUUCCGUUUACGACAACUGGUGUUGAUUUCGCUGGACCACUUUUCGUUAAAGAUAAUGGACUUGUUACAAAAUCGUAUAUUUGCCUAUUCACAUGUGCUUGUAUUCGUGCCGUACACCUAGAACUUGUUACAGAUAUGACAAUCGAAUCAUUCAAAUUAGCGUUUAGACGAUUCGUUAGUAGGAGAGGAAUUCCGAGUACUGUGUAUUCCGAUAAUGCACCAACCUUUGUUUCCGCCUCACAUGACAUUCCGAAGGAAAUGAACAUUCAAAUUAAUUGGAAAUUUAUUCCGAAAGCAGCACCGUGGUACGGUGGAUGGUGGGAGAGACUAGUUGGAAUUACGAAAACGACAUUAAAAAAAGUGCUCGGAAAAUCACAAGUAAAUUCUGACUUAUUACGAACAACUUUGAUAGAAAUCGAACGGGUAAUCAACGAUCGUCCGAUUACGUAUGUGUCGUCCGACAUUCGAGAUCCAGAGCCGCUAACGCCGUCACAUCUACUGCAGGGAAGAAGAUUAUCGCAAGACAACAAUUCUGAUUCAGAGGACAAUAAUUUAAAUGUAGAUUUCACAGAAGCAAACAAACGUUACAACCAUAAAGUAACUUUAAUUGAACAGUUUGCAAAACGAUGGAGAAUGGAAUACCUCACCGGAUUAAGAGAAUUUCAUCGCGUCGCCGGAGACCAAAGCGCACAUGUGAAAAUCGGUUCCGUCGUACAAAUCAUGGACAAUUCACCGAGAAUGAUGUGGAAACUAGCUGUUAUAGAAGAUUUGAUCACCGGGAAGGAUGGAGUCGUAAGAGCAGUCAAACUACGUACACCAAAUGGACUGAUUACCACGAGACCAAUUGUGAAACUGGUGCCAUUGGAAAUAUGA
Mytilus trossulus (common blue mussel) is the source of this 1890-nucleotide messenger RNA. RefSeq lists its product as uncharacterized. Gene Ontology annotation, biological process: DNA integration. The coding region runs from base 1 to 1890 and encodes 629 amino acids. NCBI's taxonomy places the organism in Eukaryota, Metazoa, Mollusca, Bivalvia, Mytilida, Mytilidae. The transcript has a single exon. Gene Ontology annotation, molecular function: nucleic acid binding. The record is from RefSeq and is a predicted model, not a curated record.